UUUCCGAAAGCACCUGAACGUAGCAGAAGCAGUGACGAAGGACAGUCUGUAAGCGGCAGGGAGCUGCCCGCAUCGUCUCGUUCCGUCGCUGGACAGAAAGCUCCGUAUCCGGGAGAUAUGGAGACGCCGGGGAGAAUAUCAGCCUCAACGGAUCCUCUGGAUUUUACCGUGGAAAACGUUGAGAAGGCCCUCCACCAGUUGUACUAUGAUCCCAAUAUAGAAAACAAGAAUUUGGCUCAAAAAUGGCUAAUGCAAGCCCAAAUCUCACCUCAGGCCUGGCAAUUCUGUUGGAUUCUACUGAGCCCCGAUAAGGUGCCAGAGAUCCAGUAUUUUGGAGCUAGUGCACUCCACACCAAAAUAUCGAGGUACUGGUCAGAUAUCCCCACAGAUCAGUAUGAGUCUUUGAAGAGCCAGUUGUUCUCCCAGAUCGCCUGCUUCUCCUCUGGCUCCAAGAUGGUGCUCACCCGACUGUGUGUGGCGCUGGCUUCUUUGGCACUUAACACGAUGCCAGAGGCCUGGCCUGGUGCGGUGGCAGAGAUGGUGCGGGUGUUUCAGGAGGAAGCGGGAGGCGUGGAUGGACGGGCACGCUGCCUGGCAUUGCUGGAGCUGCUCACAGUCCUUCCUGAGGAGUUCCAGACCAGCCGCCUGCCACAGUACCGAAAGGGGCAGGUCCGAGGAGCUCUGGCGAGAGAGUGGGGGUCGGUCUGUCCCCUACUGCAACAACUGCUGAGAAGGACCGAUAGCCCCGGGGCAGUUAAAGCUCGCGUGCUGCGCUGUUUGUCAUCAUGGGUACAGCUCGAUGUGCCCCUCAGCGAGAGUGAAGGCCUGGUGCAUGACUGUUUUGGUGCGCUGCCUGACCCAGAGCUCUUCGACACAGCGGUAGAGGCCAUAGUCAACGCCAUUUCACAACCGGACUCCCAAAGAUAUGUAAACACUCUGCUGAAACUGGUUCCUCGAGUGCUGGCCCUCCAGGAUCAGCUCAGAGCAGCUGUUCAGAAUGGAGACAUGGAAACCUGCCACGGUAUUUGUCGAAUUGCUGUCACACUGGGAGAGAACCACUCCAGGACUCUGUUGGAGCAAGUGGAUCACUGGCAGAGCUUUCUGGCCUUAGUCAACAUGAUCAUGUUCUGUACUGGCAUCCCUGGUCACUAUCCAGUCAACGAGACCACCAGCUCCCUCACACUCAUUUUUUGGUACACGCUACAAGAUGAGAUUAUGUCGUUUGAGUCCGAGAAGCAGGCGGUGUACCUUCAGGUCUACAGGCCGGUGUAUUUCCAGUUGGUGGAUGUUCUCCUCCACAAAGCCCAAUUCCCCUCUGACCAGGAGUACGCCUCCUGGUCUUCUGAUGAAAAGGAGCAAUUCAGGAUUUAUAGGGUGGAUAUCUCCGACACACUCAUGUAUGUAUACGAGAUGCUUGGAGCAGAGCUGCUGAGUAACCUGUAUGAUAAACUAGGCAGACUGUUGACUAAUACGGAGCAGCCGACGUCAUGGCAGCACACCGAAGCUUUACUGUAUGGUUUCCAGUCCAUCGCAGAGACGAUAGAUGUGAAUUACUCUGACGUAAUACCAGGCUUGAUAGGACUCAUCCCCAGAAUCAGCAUCAACAAUGUCCAGUUAGCAGACACAGUGAUGUUCACUAUAGGUGCCCUUGCUGAAUGGCUGGCAGACCACCCGGUUAUGCUCAGCAGCGUAUUGCCCUUAGUGCUGCAAGCUUUAGGAAACCCAGACCUUUCUGUUUCUUCUGUUUCAACACUCAAGAAAAUCUGCAGGGAGUGCAAAUAUGACCUGCCACCCUACGCAACCAACAUAGUAGCAGUUUCUCAGGAGGUUCUCAUAAAACAAAUCCACAAGACAAGUCAAUGCAUGUGGCUGAUGCAGGCCCUCGGCUUCCUGCUCUCUGCUCUCCCUGUGGAAGACAUCCUAAGGAACCUCCACUCUCUCAUCACCCCCUACAUUCAGCAACUGGAGAAGUUAGCAGAUGAGACGCCUAACCCUGCAAACAAAUUGGCAAUUAUCCACAUCUUGGGGCUGCUGUCAAAUCUCUUCACUACUCUGGACAUCAGCAAGCAGGAUGAUGAAUCAGCAGAUGGAACGGCGCCCCCUGCUGAAAAGCCCCCUCCCUCACCUGGACCCAACCCGGUGAUUGUGGUUUUGCAGCAGGUGUUUGCUCUCAUACAGAAGGUACUGAGCAAGUGGCUCAAUGAUUCCCAGGUUGUGGAGGCAGUCUGUGCCAUCUUUGAGAAGUCGGUGAAGACUCUUCUUCACAAGUUUGGCCCCAUGGUGUCUCAGCUCAGUGAGAUGCUUGGGCAGAUGUACAGCACGAUUCCCCAGGCCUCAGCCCUCGAUCUCACACGACAGAUGGUCCAUAUCUUUGCCAGUGAGGUGGACCAUUUCCCACCAAUCAAGGCUCUGUUUGAACUGGUUACCUCGGUAACACUGUCCAUCUUCCAGCAGGGACCCAGGGAUCAUCCUGAUAUUGUUGAUUCAUUUAUGCAACUCCAAGCUCAGGCCCUCAAACGGAAGCCCGACUUGUUCUUGUCUGAGAGUCUAGAUGUGAAAGCGGUGUUCCACUGUGGAAUUCUGUCACUCAAAUUUCCUGAAGCUCCAACCGUCAAGUCGACGUGCUUGUUCUUUACCGAACUGUUGCCCCAUUGCUCAGAUGUGCCUCCAGUCGCCAGAGUGAUGCAGGAAGACGGUAAACUGUUGAUACAAGCUGUGUUGGAGGGAAUUGGAGGCGGAGCUUCUCGGAGUCUCAUGGACCAGUUUGCAGAAGUGCUGUUUAGCCUGAACAAGCACUGCUUCUCCCUGCUGGCUGUGUGGCUGAAAGAAGUGCUGCAGCCUCCUGGAUUCCCAUCAUCACGCAUCACCACUGAGCAGAAAGUCAACUUCUCCCAGCAGAUACUCAGAGAACGGGUGAACAAGAGAAGGGUGAAGGACAUAGUGAAGGAGUUCACACUACUGUGCAGAGGUCUCCACGGUACAGAGUACGCCGCCGAUUACUGAAACUCACUCCUGGAAACUCUCACCUGCGACCUCUGAUCUCAGCGCAAAGCAAGUGGAGGCCACAGCCAAACAAUUCGAUCCCCAUGAUCCACCAUGAAAUGAUUGUAACGAUGAUCCACCCAGCCGCUGGACCAAGUAUGGAACCAUUCCAGCACAGACCUGCCAUUAGAACAACAGACGCUCAACCCCAGGUUGCUCCAGAGCAGCCACCUUCUCUCCUGCAAUUGUUUUCCCGUGAUAAGAGCUACCCCCUCUUUUCCAUCUUGGAAGAGGUUUUGCUGGAAGAGCUUUGAGCAGCAUGUACCUUACAGCCCCCCCCCCCCUUUACACCCGACUCUUUCUGCCUGUCUAGAUCUUCCUGUGGUUCCUAGGUUGUUUCCUGGUGUUUAGCAUCCAUUUGAAAUGGUAGUAAUAUUGUACGUAGAUACUUUACAUUAAUUUCAAUGGUAAACAAAGUACAUUAUAUAAACGUAUAUGUAUGCACAUAUAGAAAGACAGUGGUUCUUAGUCCUGCUGCUGCUAAAAAGGGGGGGGGGGGGUGAAGGAACAAUGGUUAGGGGAGGAGUCCGCUGUUUAAAAUGAGUCAAAUACUGUUAAUUCCCAUUUAUGGCCAUGUGAUCUCAGCAUUUGCCAAAAUAUAUGUUUUUUUUGGUGAACUUUUAGGUAUUUUUUAAAAGAGGACCCUUUGGUGUAAGAAUCAAAGAAGAUGACAACGUUUGGACUAAUCCAAGUACAAACCGAACUCUUUGUGUAAGGAACUGUAGAUCCCCGUUUUCAAACUGCAGUCUCCUUGCGUCGGAGACGCUCCCUAAGGCGAAGCAGGGACUGCCUGGAGCGACGCCUGAGGGGAAACGGAGCAAUCCCAGUAAUUGACAGCGAGAGGAGAAAGAGCUGAGCUUCUGGACGGAUCGGUUCACUUGGCAGUGGACCGCUUAGUCACUGUAAUUGUGCAAAAAUAUUAAUCAACUUGUGCAUAUUAACAGUUAUUGCUGAACACUUUGAGUAUAUGAGUGUAUGAAUGCUUGUAUGUGUGAGAGCAAAUGUGGCUCUUUUUUUUUUUUUUUUUUCCACUUCUUCAGUGCACUUAUAAUGGACCUACCAGAACCAAUGCAUCUUCUUCCUCUCUUCUUUUGUUGAAGCAUCUUGUUCAUUUCUUCGCCGCAAACUGAGUCGGCACAUUCAGCCGCAGCGAUCCACAGCGUCGUGUCGGUAAAAUCUUUGACCUCCAGGCUUUCUGUUAUUGAUGGCACUGAUAACAAAAUCCCUGUGAUGAGCCACCCAGAUUUCCCUUCGCCCAUUUCAGUCACUGUCUUUGAGAAGAGCAAGAGUUGAGGGAGAACCUUCCCAGAGCCCACGUUCCCCACCCUUCAGUUCUCAUUCAUUUCACCUGAGACUGUAAUAUACACUGUUUAGUGAAUCAGCAGAAACGGCUGACGACGUGUAACACUCAGCGCCUACGUUACUUUACAGCUCCAGAGAUCACUGUUCUCAGCUUAACCCUUCUGUCUUAUCCAAGGUGCCUGCAGACAUGUAGCAUGUAAGUGUUAGUGGUGGGUGGGGCUAAAGGGACAAAUGAACUCAGAGUGGACAGAGGUACCAAAAGACUCCACGCAAAACGCAACACCUGAGGCAGGAGUCCAGUCUGAAGUGAGCCGUUCGGCUCCAUUCUGAAUCUAUGAAUGUCCUGAUGUUCACCACUGAUCCUCAAAUCUGUUCUGUGGUUCUAGCUUGCAACGAGAAACUGACCAGUGUUUGUCUAAGAUAAAUGGAAGAACUGUGUGGGAGGAACAAAAUGUACAAUUUUUUGUUUUUGUUUUUUGUACCUUGACUUUAAUUUAUUAAAUAUAUCCAAGACUGUA
This is a messenger RNA of Oryzias latipes (Japanese medaka), 4862 nucleotides long. RefSeq names its product importin 13b (gene ipo13b). Gene Ontology annotation, cellular component: cytoplasm. The record is from RefSeq and is a predicted model, not a curated record. Gene Ontology annotation, molecular function: small GTPase binding. NCBI's taxonomy places the organism in Eukaryota, Metazoa, Chordata, Actinopteri, Beloniformes, Adrianichthyidae. Gene Ontology annotation, biological process: protein import into nucleus.